UCGCGAGAGCGAUGGAUGAUGGACCAUCAUCACAGCAACAUUAAACUGUGAGAGACAUCCCCCGAACCUUCUCGCAGAAUAAAGCGAACCCGCCCGAACCAGAACCCGUAAGCGGGGCCGAGCCGAGGGGAACCGAGCCGGGACGAGAUCAGGCGCACCAGGAGCAGCGCAGCCCCGCCCGUGAUGAUAACACUUGGGUGACGGCCUUUGCAAACCCCACGGACGGUGUGCACCAGUCAAGGGGUUUUAUUACUGCUGCAGAGCAAGCGAAUCGGACCCAAACUCGGUCUCGGUACAGCCGGACUGUCGUGUCGUUGCAUCUGAAUUAUAUUGAAGAGGAUGAGCCAGCAAGGCCUCGCUAAGAAGAAGAUGUGGAGAAAUUGCUGCUGUAGUUCAGAAGCAGCACAUCCCUAAAGAAUCGAGAGAACUGAGCGUGAGGACGACCCUACACCUCCCCCUCUCCGUGUGAAACACCAUGAACGGAACGGUCCUUCCCAGUGCUCCCAGUGGAGACGGUGACCUCGAUCCCCGUGGCUGCUGCCCCCCUCUCCCCGGCUCACCCCCACCCCCUCCGAGCUGGAAGGAGUUCUGUGAGAUUCACGCUCACGCAGCAGCCAUGGAGUUUGCGUGCCGCUUCAGGCUAUAUCUCAAGGACCACCCACAGUACCUGUCCCUGCCAGGGGGGGCAGGCGCCAACUUCUCCAGGCGUUUUGCGGAGAGAUUCUUGCGGCACUUCGAGAUACAGGUUGGGGGAGGAGCAGGGGGAGUGGCCAACUGCCUGGAUUCUGUUUCCGUGGAAACCUACUGCUCCAAUGAGGAAGACUCCUCCUCCCUCACCUCCCCCCAGCAGCCCACUGGAGGAGGAAGACCACUGCUGUCUCAGGGUACACCUGAACUAGACAUCAUCCCUCUGGCCCAAACCCCCCGCAUUCUGGGGGAGGGGGAGGGGGAGAGGGGGGAGGGGGAGGGGGAGUCCAUCAGCAGCCAGUCACGGAGCUCAGAAGAUAUUUCGUUCUCUUCCCUGUCCUCCUAUAACAAUGCUGCUGCUGCUGUAUCUCUGGCUCCGCCUAGUGGCCCCGGCUCUGCUACUGCGCCAUACCAACUUGGGGCUGCCUCUUUAGCUCCCUCCGGUAGCCAGCAAGCCGGCACUGCAGCAUCGCUCAACGUCAGUCUGAACACGAACACGGGCAACAGCGGCUCCUCCCGUUCCACAGCCAGCCCCAAUCCCGGGAAACCCAAGCUGCGCAAGCGCUUCUCCCUUCGGAGCGUGAGCCGCAGCGUGAGGGGGAUCCUGCACUGGAAGAGCACUGGCAGUGAAGCGGGCUCUCCCGUCAGCAUGGAGGAGAGGGAGGGGCUGGGAGGAGGGCUGAGCAGCAGCUACAGCUACAGCGGAGGGCCCCUCCCCCUCUCCGCCCCCGCCUCCCUUCCGCCCUCCUCCUCCAGCAGCUCAUCCUCCUUCUCUUCAGAGCAGCGGGAACGCCGGAAGAGUGCGGGGAACAGUGGGGGGGGCGGGAGUUCCGACAGAGAGAAGGAGAAGUGGACGCAUAGGUUUGAGAGACUGCGGCUCUCCCGCUCGCCCCCCCCCUCUGACGUGCGCAGGGAGGGGCUGCUUAGCUUCAUGGUGGCUGAGGAGCUGCUGUCAGGGCACACUGGAGGCUCCGGGCCCGGGCUGUCUGCCCCGACAGGUGGGAACGCCAGUGGGUCCAAGGCUCGCUGGCAGAAGUGCCGGCUGAUUCUCAGGAGGGAUGGAAGGGCAGAGGCUGCCUCUCCCACCCCCCCUGGCCCCCAGGGCUGCCUGCUGGAGAUCUUCGUCCCUCCCAAGGCCUCCAAGCCGCGCGUCACCAUUUCCUGUUCCUCUAUUGUGGACGUGAGAACGACGACUCCCCUGGAGAUGCCAGACAAGGAGAACACCUUCGUACUGAAGAUGCAAGGCUCAGUGGAAUAUAUCUUGGAGACGGCUGAUUCCCUGCAGAUGAGGUCGUGGCUGGCUGAUAUUCAGGAGUGCAUCAGUCGCAGUGAUCCUGAUGACAGUCUGGACACUCCGUGCCUCUCUGAGAGUCUGCCCAGCCGAGAGCUCCCCAUUACCCCCGGGGAGACCAACGACCCACUAACCCAGGGGGGGUAUGGCGGUCUUGGUGGCCCCAAUUCUGAGAUGCACCCCCCCGAGCUGCCCCCACGCGCCCCCCUUGAUGAAUCAGAGGGCCGGCUGCAAGGAGGAGGUGGGGCCAACGCGGUGACACCCUUCAGCGAGACACCUGACGGGACAGGCUCGUUUCUCUUCUCAGAGCCCCCGGAGCUGCUGGAUCACCCCCUGUCAGACUGCCCAUGGUUCCAUGGCACGCUGUCGCGGUUGAAGGCUGCCCAGCUGGUGCUGGCAGGGGGGACAGGCAGCCAUGGCGUGUUCCUGGUGCGGCAGAGCGAGACUCGCAGGGGGGAGUACGUGCUGACCUUCAACUUCCAGGGCAAGGCAAAGCACCUGCGUCUCUCUCUCAAUGAGGAAGGGCAGUGCCGGGUGCAGCACCUCUGGUUCCAGUCGAUCUUCGACAUGCUCGAGCAUUUCAGAGUCCACCCAAUCCCUCUGGAGUCAGGCGGGGCCAGUGAUGUCACGCUCAUCAGCUUCGUGGUCUCAGCCAAUCGGCAGCACGGCCGGGACAGGUCAGGCAGCCGGUCAGCAGUGUGUGAUGUCAUCACCCUGCGCCACCCCGAAUCUCCAUCAACCCCCAUCUCUGACUGUGUACUUGACCAGCCGAUGUCAUAGUAUCGGGG
Messenger RNA from Polyodon spathula (Mississippi paddlefish), 2766 nucleotides. RefSeq names its product SH2B adapter protein 1-like. The transcript has 12 exons. Bases 476 to 2758 code for a protein of 760 amino acids. Gene Ontology annotation, biological process: intracellular signal transduction. The record is from RefSeq and is a predicted model, not a curated record. Lineage: Eukaryota; Metazoa; Chordata; Actinopteri; Acipenseriformes; Polyodontidae. Gene Ontology annotation, molecular function: transmembrane receptor protein tyrosine kinase adaptor activity. Gene Ontology annotation, cellular component: plasma membrane.